Molecule: messenger RNA, 1744 nt
Organism: Coregonus clupeaformis (lake whitefish)
Lineage: Eukaryota; Metazoa; Chordata; Actinopteri; Salmoniformes; Salmonidae
Product: zinc finger protein 27-like
Exons: 7
Coding region: 1-1494 (497 amino acids)
Biological process (GO): regulation of transcription by RNA polymerase II
Molecular function (GO): DNA-binding transcription factor activity; RNA polymerase II cis-regulatory region sequence-specific DNA binding
Source: RefSeq, a predicted model, not a curated record
AUGGAGGCUUCAGCUGACCCCAGAAGGUGGAGGGUCCACACAGGGGUGAAAACCUUCAGCUGUACACAGUGUCAGAUGCGCUUCACCCAUGCUGGCAACCUGAAGAUGCACCUGAAGGUGCUUGGCUGGAGGAGACUGGGCGGCCACCUUGGAUUCCCAGACAAGAGCCCAGAGGACAACAUAACUGAGCAGGCCAGGACCGGAGGCGACAUAGUGGAGUCUGCAGAUGCAGAGCCUGCUGGUUCUGGAGGAUCGUCUCUGGUCAAACAGGAGAGGACUGAAGGAGAAGACCCACGACUCACCAGAGACACCCAGACUGGAGCAGCAGCUGGAGUGGCGCCCCCUGUAGCCACGGAGGAACUCGCCACCACGCCCCAGCCCAGGACCCGAACCAGCAUCACGGAGGUCAGUGGAAUGCUGGAUGCCGUCCUCAAGUCAGAGACAGACACCAAGCCUUUAACUGCUGGCAACCUGAAGAUGCACCUGAAGGUCCACACGGGAGAAAGGCCGUUCGCCUUUGACCUGCUGAGUGGACUAAAGAUGGGGGAGCAAGGUGGUUGGCUGGAGGCUAACAGAGGAGACUGGGCAGCCAUUUCUGAUUCCCAGACUGGUGCAACCAAGGGUCCAGAGGAUGACGUCACUGAGCAGGCCAGGACCAGAGGCCACAUAGUGGAGGUCAGUGGAUGGGACAGCAUCGUCAACUCUAGGCUGGGGAACAACACUGUUAACCAGAAACAGACAGUCGAGCACAAAACAACAUCCGAACUUAGUCUCCAUGACAACAGCCUGGCUGAGACCAGGGUAAGGUGUAUAGUUGGUCUGCGGGGACGGAGAAGUGUCCAUAUGCGAACAGACACAGAAUCGGCUAGCGAUGCUCCGUCCUGCUCCUAUAGUUGUGAUUCAGAGAGACUGAUGGCGCCUCAGGUUAACCCCCUAACAGGUGCUGCCUUCAGCCUGCCUUCUAUAGGAUCUAUCAACUGGAACAUGGAGCCUGCGACAACACAGACACUCCCUGGCCUUCGCCCUCCUCGCAGUCUCCUUAUGUUAAACCAGACCUCAGACAAUGCCAGUGCCUCAACACUAAGUGGCUACACAAGCCCAUUCACAAAUGACAGUAGUAGUAACACUAUCAGUAGAUCCGGUGGCAAAGAGAAGCGCUUCCCCUGUUCAUUCUGUGGGAAAGCCUUCAGUUUCCCCAAACAGAUGGAGCUCCACCAGAGGAGGCACACGGGGGAGAAACCGUAUGGCUGCCACCUGUGCCGGGCCAGUUUUUCACACUUGUCCAACCUGAAGAGGCACCAGAGGGUUCACACAGGGGAGAAACCCUUCAGCUGUACCCAGUGUCACAUGCGCUUCGCUCAGUCUGGCAACCUGAAGAUGCACCUGAAGGUCCACACGGGAGAGAGGCCGUUCAUCUGUACGCACUGUGGGAAGAGGUUCUUAGAGAAGAGCUACCUCAGGAAACACCAGCAGAAAAACCAUUCCACUCUAUAACAUAGAAAGUAACCAUUCCACUUGAUAGCUUCUGAUGUUUAGAUCAAACCCUGCAUGAAAGACAAAAUAUUUAUUUUCAUUGUUGUCAGCAGAAAAGAUGCAAAAAAACAGAUUUUGUUGAAUAUUCCUGGGUAGAAUGUUGCAUCUAGACAUUGUGUGAUAUUGACUGAGUGUACAACAAAUUAGGAACACCUGCUCUUUCCACAUCAUAGAAUGACCAGGUGAAAGCUAUGAUCCCUUAUUGACGUCU